AUGGAGAGCUUGGACAGGCUAAAAGAGCGUUUAUGGGUUGUUGAGAACCGAAUUGGUGAUGCCGAAUACUCAGAAAGCUUGUUGACCAAAGUUGACACGCUAAGCCGCGAGCUGAGGCACCUGUACCGCGAUGGAGUAGAGUGUUCGAAGACUUUUUGGAGGCUUCUGGACGUUUUCAUUGAAACUAACGGAGUGGAGGCAUCUGCAAAUGAGCAGACAACUCUUGAGACAUGCCUGGGGUCUCUGGACGAGAUUAUGCAACAGCUGGGCCACUUGGAAAUGUGGUAUCGAGAAGAAGAUCUGGAUCACGUGUUAUCUUGCGGAGUUGUAAGAGUUCCGAGUGGGGCAGCGCAAGCACAGAUUUCGAAGCUUCCGUUGCUGUUUGCGCAGGUAUCGGAGCUGAUCGUGGGUACGAUGAUGCUUUUACAGCGCUUUAUGAAUCUUAACGUGGAAGACAACAAGUUUUGGAAUUGCACAGAGCAGAAAGUAAGGUUCUUGGAGCGGAAGCUGAAGGCGCUGGAGGAGUCUAAAGUGAUCUGA
Molecule: messenger RNA, 540 nt
Organism: Lachancea nothofagi CBS 11611
Lineage: Eukaryota; Fungi; Ascomycota; Saccharomycetes; Saccharomycetales; Saccharomycetaceae
Source: the annotation of a GenBank genome assembly